CUCUCGCCUCCGCUGCCGCUCGCUUCUUCACGGUUUCGGCACACUUGCCUCCCCGCGUCGAGCAGCGGCCGCGGCCGGGUGGCGGGGCCGGGGCCGGGGCCGGAGCCGCCGGCCGGGGGAGCCGCCUCGGGGCGGUGCCGCGGAGCUCUUAGGCCUGCGCGGCGGCGGCGGCGGGGAGGCGGCGGCAGCCAUGGAGGUGCAGGUGGCUCCGCUGCGGGCCUGGGACGAUUUCUUCCCGGGUUCGGACCGUUUCGCCCGGCCUGACUUCAAGGACAUCUCGAAAUGGAACAACCGGGUGGUCAGCAACCUGCUCUACUACCAGACCAACUACCUGAUGGUGGCCGCCGCCGUCGUCUCCAUCGUGGGGUUUCUGAGUCCCCUGAAUAUGCUUAUUGGUGGUACUGUGGUGGUGCUGGUGUUCAUGGGGUUUGUGUGGGUAUCACACAACAAGGAUAUACUCCGCAGGCUGAAGAAGCAGUAUCCAACUACAUUUGUAGUGGUCAUCAUGCUGUCUAGCUACUUCCUGAUCUCCUAUCUGGGAGAUGUCAUGGUGUUCAUGUUUGGGAUCACGCUUCCUCUCCUCUUGAUGUUCGUCCAUGCUUCUCUGAGGCUCCGGAACAUAAAGAACAAGCUGGAGAACAAGAUGGAAGGAAUAGGCUUGAAGAAGACCCCAAUGGGCAUCAUACUGGAUGCUCUAGAACAGCAAGAGGAUAGUAUCAACAAACUGGCUGACUACAUAUCUAAAGUGAAGGAGUAAGCAGCUGCAACGUGGCAUUUUUACCUGUUGCAGGAGUGUAGUUGCUAUUUACUAUUGUUCAAGCUUGCUUUCAGUUUGUGUACAAAACAGGAAAUGCACGUGGUACAGAUUAAUAGUUGCAGGAUACAGGUAUUCCAGGGUCUUCAGGGCUCCUCUAAGAACAUAAGAGCAGCAACUUUUUUCUAUUGUAUAGCAAAAUCUACUGGUGUUUACACAAAUACAUACUAACUUAAAUGUGUUUGCUUGUCUCUUCUUCUGGGAGGUAGAGGAGGAAGAGAUGGAAACCUAUGGAAUGCAAACUAUCUUGUAGCAAAUUUGUCUAUUAAAAGUAACACCCCUUUCAUCUCAGUUCUACAAGAUGGCAGUUUAGCCAGUUUAUGCUGAGUAGCCCCUUCAGGCUGGCAAUAUUCAAGGUGAGCUGGAACAUAUCAAAAGUAGGUAUCUCUUGCAUCCUCCAAAUCCCUCACUUGAGUGGUCUGUAUUGGGACCAUGUUGCUAGCUUAACUGGCAAGCAGUAAAACUGUGCAGUACUUGUAAUGAAUAUGGGUUCCUGUCCUCACCUCACAUUCCUCCUUUAGCAGCUGGGAAACAGUCUAAAUAGAUCUAAGCAUGAAGACUAUGUAUGGCACUGUGCCUCUGUCAGUUCCAGUAAAAUGCACCUUUGGUCUCUCCAAACUCUUGAUCUAUAGAAAAUGCUCCUGUCUGCAGGAGAGUCAAAAUUCCUUGCAUACCAGCUAAGCUAUGGCCAAGCAUGGGAGAAAAGAAAGUUUUCAGAUACAUUGGAUGAGCAAGGAUUCUACCCUAUUGAUGUUUUUUAAAUACUGCUACUUUAGGACUUACCUUGUUCUCCUUUAGUCUGUAUAGGCUGUUUUGUAGAUGGAGGUGUAUGUGUGUUCUCGAGCGUGGGUCAUUUUUUUCUUUCUUCUUAACCAGAAUGCAAAGUUAUAAGUAAAACAUGUGUCUCACUGACUCUGUACUUCUGACACUCUUCGAAGGAAUAAACUAGAUUUCAGGUUUACAAGUAAAAGCAAUAAAUGUCAAGAUGCAGUUUUUGAAAACCCGUUCCAAAUUCAUGAAGAUAUUUGCCUGUAACAACUCCUGAAAGUGGUGUGGGGGAUUCUUUUAUAUAUAUAUUUUAACUUAACUGCCAGCUCUGAUGGAAUUAUCUUGAUAACAAGAGCUUACCAACAACAGGGGGGAAAAAAGUUGUCCAGGUGACACUCCAUUUCAGAUAUUCUUGCAUUUCGCUUUUCUAAUGAAGUAAUUAAUUUAACAAAAAAGCAAGGAUCCUUAAAGUUGAAGCUUUUAUGUAACUUACCAUGCUGUUUUCAUAGUGAACUGUGUAGAAAUCUGAACAUGUCAUUCCAUUUAAGUGUUAAAGUGAUCAGUAUUUAUUGAAAAUGUCUGUAUAUUCCAGCUGAAGAGUCAAUGGCUUGUUCCUCACUUGUAGCGCAUGGUCUUUGUUUUUUGAAAACUGUUUCCACGCUUAAAGAACGUAGUGGCCUAUGACUUCAUUACUGUAGAAUUUAAAAUACUGAACAGUUAUGAAGAAAAAUAAAUUCUAAUGGUCAUUA
This is a messenger RNA of Harpia harpyja (harpy eagle), 2331 nucleotides long. RefSeq names its product ADP ribosylation factor like GTPase 6 interacting protein 5 (gene ARL6IP5). Gene Ontology annotation, biological process: negative regulation of transport. The record is from RefSeq and is a predicted model, not a curated record. Bases 191 to 757 code for a protein of 188 amino acids. Gene Ontology annotation, cellular component: membrane. Lineage: Eukaryota; Metazoa; Chordata; Aves; Accipitriformes; Accipitridae. The transcript has 3 exons.